AUGGCCCUUGUUUUCUUUGCCUUGCUUUCUUCGGCAGUGGGCGCCUGGCCAGGGGCCUGUCCCUUGGGCGGGAAUGAGCGGCGCCAUCUUGACGCUGCGAGGACAGAAGGCAUGCCAGAUCUGGCUGUAGCUUUGCAACUUUCAAGCCAGAAGAUCCAUGAAUCUACAGCCGGCCAGAGCGAGCCCACCCCAAAUUCUUUGACCCAAGGCGGCUUUAAGCCCGGUGACUUGCCGCACAAUGCAGGCCAAAGUCCGUCUGUCCAUGAUGUCUGCCAAGACUUCCUGCUUCGGGAUAAAGCCAAGAACGCAAUCGCCCUGAGUCCGAGGGCGUCGCCGGCAAAGUUGAUUGACACCUUUGCAUUCGUCGAUUCGUAUGAAGUGGAGGAGUUGCUACUUCGAUUCUAUGAGAUGGGCGAGGAGGUGUCUGAGAUUCACAUUGUCGAGGGCGAUCGCGACUUUACAGGAGGGAUGAAGCCGUACAACUUCGAUGCACUGCUGAACAGCGGGCAGCUGGACCCAUGGAAAAACAAGAUCACAUACCACCAGGUCAAGAUCCCUGAGGGCGUGAAGGGCUAUGCGAUACAGGGAUUUCAGAGGCGAGAAUUGCGGUCACAGAUGAAUUGGUUAAAGGACUACGACCAGAGUGACAUGCUCUUGGAAUCGGACUUGGACGAGAUUGUGAGCCAUAAAGUUUUACGAGCCUUGAAGUGGUGCAAACCAGGCGGAGGCGUUUGGAGAUCUCAUGUCCGCAUGAAAGACUUGACUUAUAGCGUUGCGUGGAGCAGGCUCAGUGGCUUUUCGGACUAUCCAACGACCGUUGGUUUUAUGAGCGAACAUGAAGGAGAGGUGCCCAAGCUUGCACGUGACCUAGGCUUCAUUGAUCGGCCAAAUGAACUUAGUGCUAUGGACGGUAGCCACGUUGCUUGGCAUUUUUCGUUCAUGCUCAAUAGCUCUGCUCUUGCGCACAAACUUUUCAUCCGCGUGGAAGGGCGCUUCCACUACGCCCAAGGAUUCCAGACUGAAGCUGAUUUGGCCACCUUUAUAGAAAAUACCUUCUACUCCGACCCGAGCCGCCACGACCCUGAAAUUCAUCCUUCAAAUGUUGAGCACCCAGAAAAAUUUCCAAACAUUCUGCGCAAUGUCACGUGGUAG
Cladocopium goreaui is the source of this 1152-nucleotide messenger RNA. The record is from the annotation of a GenBank genome assembly. NCBI's taxonomy places the organism in Eukaryota, Dinophyceae, Suessiales, Symbiodiniaceae.